This is a messenger RNA of Rattus norvegicus (Norway rat), 8150 nucleotides long. The record is from RefSeq and is a predicted model, not a curated record. NCBI's taxonomy places the organism in Eukaryota, Metazoa, Chordata, Mammalia, Rodentia, Muridae.
UUCCAUUUCCUGCAGUCCUACAUCACCCCGGCCCUCCAUCGUCCCCCAGUGGCUAUUUUAAGAAUGAUGGAUCUGUCUGAGUUUGGAGAUGCUGCAGCCUUCCUCAGAAGAAAUAGAGCUGAGCCUUGGUUCCAGCCCCCAGCCUUCGAUGGGAAGAAGAAAUGCUGGGUUCCUGAUGGGAAGAAUGCUUAUACUGAGGCUGAGGUUAAAGAAAGCAGCGGUGAUGGACACGUUAUUGUAGAGACUAGAGAUGGGGAGAGUCUGAGAAUUAGGGAGGACGAAAUUCAACAGAUGAACCCUGCUGAGCUUGAAAUGAUUGAAGAUCUGUCAAUGCUGCUUUACAUCAAUGAAGGGUCUGUACUGCACACCCUGAGGAAGCGAUAUGACCAUUGGAUGAUCUAUACAUAUUCAGGUCUCUUCUGUGUGGCUAUAAACCCUUACAAGUGGCUCCCAGUGUAUCAGAAAGAGGUCAUGGCUGCCUAUAAAAGGAAGAGGCGAUCUGAGGCUCCCCCUCACAUCUUUGCUGUGGCCAAUCAUGCCUUUCAGGAUAUGCUUCGAAAUGGAGAGAACCAGUCCAUACUCUUCACAGGAGAAUCUGGCUCUGGAAAGACAGUGAACACCAAAAUGAUCAUUCAGUAUUUUGCCACCAUGGCAGCUACAAGUGAGCCCAAAAAAAAGCUGGGGAACUUAGAAGAUCAAAUUGUACAAAUGAAUCCUAUCUUGGAAGCAUUUGGAAAUGCCAAAACGCUGAGAAAUGAUAACUCUUCUCGUUUUGGAAAAUUCAUUCGGAUGUAUUUUGGUGUAAGAGGGACACUGUCAUUUGCAGAUAUCCAGAUUUAUUUUCUCGAAAAAUCUCGGGUGGUUUAUCAGCAGCCUGGAGAGAGGAACUACCAUAUCUUUUACCAAAUUCUGUCUGGGAAACAAGAACUUCAGGACAUGCUUUUGGUAUCCACAAACCCCUCUGACUUUCAUAUUUGCUCCUGUGGAGUGGUUGCUGUGGAGAACUUGGAUGAUGCUAAAGGAUUUCUGGCCACAGAAAAAGCCAUAGAUGUCUUGGGAUUUCUUCCUGAUGAGAAGUUCGGGUGCUAUAAGCUCGUUGGAGCCAUCAUGCACUUUGGAAACCUGAAAUUUAGACAGAAUCCCAGAGAAGAGCAGCUGGAGGCUGAUGGCACAGAAAAUGCUGACAAAGCUGCCUUACUCAUGGGCAUUAAUGCUUCUGAGUUGUUGAAAGGUCUUAUAUAUCCUAGAAUCAAAGUUGGUAAUGAAUAUGUUACCAGAAGUCAAAACAUACAACAGGUAACCUAUGCAGUUGGUGCACUCUCUAAGUCAAUAUAUGAGAGGAUGUUUAAGUGGCUAGUGGCACGCAUGAACCAGGUCCUGGAUGCCAAGGUGACAAGCCACUUCUUCAUUGGUAUUCUUGACAUCACUGGUUUUGAAAUACUUGAUUACAAUAGUCUCGAGCAACUCUGCAUCAACUUUACCAAUGAAAAGUUACAACAGUUUUUCAAUCAGCAACUGUUUGUUCUGGAGCAAGAAGAAUGCAGGAAAGAAGGCCUUGACUGGAUGUCCAUUGACUAUGGUCUGGAUUUGCAAGCCUGCAUCGAUCUCAUUGAGAAGCCCAUGGGCAUUCUUUCUAUCCUUGAAGAGGAAUGUAUGCUUCCUAAAGCUACUGACAAUACCUUCAAGACCAAACUCUUUGCCCACCAUUUUGGAAAGUCAGCUUACUUCCAGAAACCCACAGCUCCUGAGAAGAACUUCGAAGUUCACUUUGAACUUGCUCAUUAUGCAGGAGUGGUCCCUUAUGAUAUCAGUGGUUGGAUUGGAAAGAACAAAGAGCUUCUUAAUGAAACAGUGGUGGCUCUACUUCAGAAGUCCUCCAACAAAGUCCUGGCGAGUCUCUUUACAAACAAUACCAUUGCUGGUAGUGGUGAGUUAGAUUCUAUUGAAUUUGGUGAGAAACCCAGGAGGAAAGCAACAUCAUUCCAAUUGAUUACAUCGCUGCAUAAAGAGAGCAUAAAUAAAUUGAUGGCAGAUUUGAAAUCAACAGCACCUCAUUUUGUGAGAUGUAUAAAUCCUAAUGAGAACAAAAUUCCAGGCGUAAUGGAUCCUUUCUGGGUUCUCCAGCAGCUCCGCUGUAAUGGUGUUUUAGAAGGGACUAGAGUGUGCUGCAAAGCAUUUCCAAUUCGGAUGCUGUAUGAUGACUUUAAACAAAGGUACUGUAUUCUAAACCCAAGGAUCUUUUCGAAGAGCAAGUUUGUGAACAUCAGAAAGGCAACUGAAGAAGUACUUGCCUUGUUGGAGAUAGACCAGUCUCAAUACCAGUGUGGAGUCACCAAGGUGUUUUUUAAAGCUCGCAUUCUGGACCGGUUAGAAGAAAGAAGAGAUGAAAAAAUAUCUAAAGUCUUCACUUUGUUCCAAGCCAGAGCACGAGGAAAGCUGAUGCGCAUUACAUUCCAGAAGAUUCUAGAAGAAAGGGAUGCCCUUGCUUUGAUCCAAGAGAACAUAAGAGCUUUCAUUGCUGUGAAGACUUGGCCCUGGAUGGGGCUCUUCUUUAAGGUCAAGCCCCUUGCUAAGUCUGUAGGAGCUGGAGAAGAGAUAGCUGGCCUGAAGGAGGAGUGUGCACAGCUACAAAAAUCUUUGGAGACUUCAGAAUCCCAGAGGGAGGAGCUGAAAACAAAGCAAGUCUCCCUUGUCCAAGAAAGGAAUGAUCUACUUCUUCAGCUGCAGGCCGAACAAGAAACCCUGGCAAAUUCUGAAGAGCUGUGUGAAUCACUGAUUAAAUCCAAGAUAGAACUGGAAGCCAAAAUCAAGGAGCUCUCCAGGCGGGUGGAGGAAGAAGAGGAGAUAAAUUCUGAGCUGACUGCCAGGGGCCGGAAACUGGAAGACGAAUGUUCUGAGUUGAAGAAGGAAAUCUAUGACCUGGAAGCAAUAUUGGCGAAGUCAGAGAAGGCGAAGUGUGCCGCGGAGCACAAGGUGAGGAACCUGACUGAGGAGGUGCACUCUCUACAUGAGGACGUCAGUAAACUCACCAGAGCCAUGCAGGCUGCUCAGGAGGCCCAGCAGCAGACCCAGGAGCAUCUGCACAUAGAGGAGGAGAAACUCAGCAACGUGAGCAAAGUAAAUCAGAAGCUCAGCCAACAAGUUGAUGCGUUGGAAGGAGACCUUGAACGGGAGAGGAAAGCCAGAAUGAAGUGUGAGAGGGAGAAGCACAAGCUGGAGGGCGAGUUAAAGCUGAACCAGGAGGGUGCUGAGAACCUGGAGAGCAGCCGGCAACAGCUGAUAGAGCAGCUGAGGAAGAAAGAAUUUGAAAUGGGUCAGAUGAAUUCAAAAGUGGAGAAUGAGAAGAACCUGGUGUCUCAGCUUCAGAAGACGGUGAAAGAGCUCCAGACUCAAAUAUUAAAUUUGAAGGAGGAGCUGGAAAGCGAAAGGACCAUUAGAGCCAAGGUGGAAAGAGAGAGAGGUGACCUCGCUCAAGACCUAGAAGAUUUGAAUGAGAGGCUGGAGGAGGCAGGGGGGACCAGUUUGGCUCAGAUGGAGAUAACUAGGCAACAGGAAGCAAGAUUUCAGAAGCUUCGCCAUGACAUGGAAGAGACCACACGACACUUUGAGGCAACUUCUGUCUCUCUGAAAAGGAGACAUGCAGAGAACGUGGCUGAGCUUGAGGGCCAGGUAGAACAUUUACAGCAGGUCAGGCAAGUGCUCGAUCAAGAGAAGAGUGACCUGCAGCUUCAAGUGGAUGACCUCCUGACACGUGUUGAUCAGAUGGCCAGAGCUAAGGCAAAUGCUGAGAAACUCUGUGGUCUGUAUGAGAGGCGCCUGAAUGAAGCAAACACAAAACUGGAUGAGGCGACUCAGUUAGCAAAGGAUCUGACGUCACAGAGGACAAAGCUUCAGAACGAGAGUGGGGAGUUUUUUAAAAGACUGGAAGAAAAGGAGGCCCUGAUAAGCCAACUUUCCAGAGAAAAGAGCAACCUCAUUCUGCAAGUUGAAGAACUGAGGGUGCAGCUGGAGGAGGAGAGCAAGUCUCAGAGUGCCCUGGCCCAUGCUCUGCAGUCAACCAAGCAUGACUAUGACCUUCUACGAGAGCAGUAUGAAGAAGAACAGGAAGUGAAGUCUGAGUUGCACCGGGCUUUAUCUAAAGGCAACAAGGAAACAGUACAAUGGAGAACAAAGUAUGAACACGAUGCUAUGCAAAGAACUGAAGACUUGGAGGAAGCUAAGAAGAAGCUGGCGAUUCGAUUGCAGGAGGCCGCUGAAGCCAUGGAGGUGUCCAAUGCCAAGAAUGCCUCCCUGGAGAGGGCCAGGCACAGGCUCCAGCUGGAGCUGGGGGAUGCCCUUUCUGACCUGGGAAAGGCUCGCUCUGUGGCAGCAGCAUUGGGGCAAAAACAGCAGCACUCUGACAAGGCUCUGGCUUCCUGGAAGCAGAAGCAGGAAGAGGCCCAGGAGCUGCUGCAGGCCUCUCAGAAGGAGGCCCGAGCUCUCAGCUCUGAGGUCCUCAUGCUCAGGCAAGCCUGUGAGGAGAGCAACGAGGCCCAGGAGACCCUGAAGAGGCAGAACCAGGACCUUCAGGAACGGAUUUGUUGUCUCACAAACCAGGUGAGAGAAGGGAUCAAGAAUUUGACUGAAGUGGAAAAGGCCAAGAAAUUGAUUGAGCAAGAGAAGACUGAAAUCCAAGCGAGGCUGGAAGAAGCAGAGGGAGCUCUGGAACGGAAUGAAAGCAAGAUCCUUCGUUUCCAGCUGGACCUCUCAGAGGCUAAAGCAGAGCUGGGAAGAAAGCUGUCAGAGAAAGAGGAUGAAGCAGGGAGGUUGAGGGAGAAGCAUCAGCAGGCUCUGGGUUCCCUGCAGUCUAGUCUGGAUUCUGAAGCUUCAAGCAGAAUUGAGGCAACUAAGAUGAGGAAGAAGAUCGAAGGGGACCUCAAGGAGAUGGAGAUUCAGCUUUGUACUGCCAACAGACAGGUGUCACAAACGACCAGAGCCUUAGGCCAGCUUCAGAGUCAAAUGAAGGACCUUCAACAACACCUGGAUGACAGCAUUUACCAGAACAAAGACCUGAAGGACCAGGUGGCUCUGGCUGAGCAGCGCAACAUUCUCCUUCAGUCUGAACUUGAAGAGCUGAGGUCCUUGCAAGAGCAGACAGAGCGCGGGAGAAAGCUGGCAGAAAAGGAGCUCCUAGAAGCCACAGAAAGAAUCAGUCUUUUCCACACCCAGAACGCAAGCCUCCUCAGCCAGAAGAAGAAACUGGAGGCUGAUGUUGCUCAGGCGCAGAAGGAAGCUGGGGAGAUGCUUCAGGCUUGUCAGAAGGCAGAAGAAAAGGCCAAGAAGACAGCUGCUGAGGCAGCCAACAUGUGGGAAGAACUGAAGAAAGAACAGGACACGAAUGCUCACUUGGAGAGGACGAGGAAGAAUAUGGAGCAGACGAUUAAGGACUUGCAGAAAAGGCUGGAUGAAGCAGAACAGACUGCUGUGGUGGGGAGUAAAAAGCAAAUCCAGAAACUGGAAUCCAGGGUGCGGGACCUGGAAGGUGAACUGGAGAGUGAAGUCAGGCGCAGUGCAGAAGCCCAGCGGGAAGCUCGCAGACUGGAGAGAGGCAUCAAAGAACUGACUUAUCAGGCAGAAGAAGACAAGAAAAAUCUGAGCAGGAUGCAGGCUCUGUCUGACAAACUUCAGCUGAAAGUGCAGAGUUACAAACAGCAGGUGGAAGCAGUCGAGGCACAGGCUAAUCAAUACCUUUCUAAGUAUAAGAAGCAGCAGCACGAGUUGAACGAAGCCAAGGAGAGAGCAGAGGCCGCAGAAUCGCAAGUCAAUAAACUCAGAGCUAGAGCGAAGGAGCUUGAGAGAAAGGUACAAUCCCUCGGAAACUCUGUUGCUUCAGGGCUCAGGGCAUCAUGUGGGUUAGUACAGCAAGGAAUGUCUUGCUUUUCUUUUCAAAUCUUUUUUUUUUUAAUAGCCAAACAAGUUCAAAUAAAGUUCUUCCCCUACUUAUUAAAUUCUACGUAUCCAGGGAGUAGGGAAGUGAUAAGCGUUUGAAAUGGAAAAACAUUCUAGUUAUAUUUUUUUAAGUCCUUCAUGCCAGGUUAACUUGUGAGUGCCAAGCCUUGGACCUUUAAUUCAUUUGUGCAGAAUACUGAGGAAUUCACGGAGCAAAGGGGAUUUCUAAAGUACAAACAGACCUUGAAAUUCUGAGUGAAUUCUUUUCACAGUGGACAAGCAUGUGAGUUUGUAUCAGGUCAAACUGAAAACUAGGGAGAAGGUGGUCAGAAGUGAGCCAGGGGUCGACCACAAAUUGUGGAAUCCUGCUUUCUAGGUCCCAGUAUCCACCUUCUGACUCUUCCCUGAAGCACGGAAAUGUCUUUCCAUGUCCAUGUCAGGGAGGCCAGUGCUUCUCUGUAAAGAGAAACUGGAAGGAACAAGAAUGAACUCAGAAAUGGAUGCUGGGCAGGAACAAAGUGUCUCUGCACCCUCACUGAGAGUUUAUUGAAACAUGGUUUGUAAAUGACAUCUGCCUUUAGGAGAAGGGAAUUAGAAGAAACUGAAUAAGUAGCUACCUUUUAUACAAUGUCUGAAAAGCAGUGAGCACAGUUCCCAGAACAGAUGGAGGCAUUCACUUUCAAAAUUUGGUACAUGCCUAGCCUACUCAUUUUUGGUAAAUGAGUUACUGGUAGCCCUUCAAGGUAAGCUGACAGGAUUGCCAAUAAUAAAUAUCGAUCUUGUUGGAGGAGGCUAAAGUUGGCUCCAUGGAAGAUGCUGAGAUCUAAGUCUGAGAAAUUUGAGUCAUUGGUAGGCCAGAGAGAUCUCACAGCUGCCUGAACGGUUGCCUUAAGUGUAAGGCCCAGUUAGAGGGCUCUAGGGGAGUGGCUUGACUGCUGGCCUUACCUAGAGAAGUGUCACCCCACUGAUUUGGGGUCUCUCCAAGGCAGAGUCUGUCCAGCAAAGCCACAGAAGGAUUUGCUUACGGAGGGGCCUUCAAAACACACCCACAUUUCACCUUGUCACAGUUGUGUCCAAGAAUGAAUAAAACAAGUGAAUCGGCAAUUGCUUCUGUCAGGAGAUGAACAGGGAAACCUUGCUGAGCAGUGUGAUGACUAAUUGCCCCCUAUUCACAUAAGAGCCUAAAAUCCUUCAACUGCUGUGCACAAAGGAAAGGGGUUUUCUGAUGCACGGGUCUGGAGCAAACCUGUGAUGUGUUUGCAGCGUCUUUUCCAGUGGGGGAGGGGAGGCAGAAAUGAAGAGUGACAGCCAGCCCUUGGGGUGAGUCACCAGAGUCUGCUUUCUGCUAGUGGAUAAUUGCCUAAACCCCUGCUUUUUUGGGGGGGCGGCAUGGAGAGCUGUUGAGGCCUGCUUCCCUCUGGAAAGGGUUCACAUGGGUCUGAGUGUGCCCUGCCAUCCAGUCACUGGAUGUCGUGACACACACUGACAUACAUUCUGUUUUCCAGGUUCGAGAAGAAGGAGUUUCUUUUCAUUAAAAAAAAAAAAGACAGCUGGAAGCAAGCCUUUAAGAAAUAAAUAUGUGGCAUGAAUAGCAAGCUAAGGAGAGGAUGAAGAAAACGUCCUGAUCCAAAGGAAGACAAUUGCCUCUUAGAUUAAUGGAUUCCUUUUUGAUUCUCAAUAGCAUGAGAAGUCUCUCCUAAAGUUUCACACAGAAGACUAAACAGACAUAAGCAUCAAUUUUGAUGUUAGAGAAAGGCAUGCUUCUUCUUCCCUCCAUUUCCCCAUGCCUAGCACUCAGAGAAGAACCCUCUGUCUAUGCUUCAUGGAGUCUGUUACAUGAUGAGGAAUGCAUUUUCAAGUUAUCUAACUUUGCUUGACUCGUCUGUGCUGGCUGGCUUUGUGUGUCAAUCUGACACAAGCUGGAGUUAUCAAAGAGAAAGCAGCCUCCCUUGAGGAAAUGCCUCCGUGAGAUUCAGCUGUGACACAUUUCCUCAAUUAGUGAUCAAGGGUGGGAGGACCCCUUGUGGGUGGUACCAUCCCUGGGCUGGUGGUCUUGAGCUCAGUAAGAGAGCAAACUGAGCAAGCCAGGGGAGGCAAGCAAGCCAGUAAAUAACAUCUCUCCAUGGCCUCUGCAUCAGCUCCUGCUUCCUGCAUGAGUUCCAGUCCUGACUUCCUUUGGUAAUGAACAGCAAUGUGGAAGUGUAAGCUGAAUAAACCCUUUC